Molecule: messenger RNA, 868 nt
Organism: Solanum verrucosum
Lineage: Eukaryota; Viridiplantae; Streptophyta; Magnoliopsida; Solanales; Solanaceae
Product: glyoxylase I 4
Exons: 5
Coding region: 25-627 (200 amino acids)
Source: RefSeq, a predicted model, not a curated record
CAAAAUUGAAAAAAUCAGUCUUCAAUGGCUUCUCUGCUGAACCCACCUCUCACUCUGCCUCAAAACAAGCUGAAUCCUGGGGGUGUCCUCGCUGCAUCUACUAGUGGAAUACCAAGCAAAAAAUUUCAGCCAUCUUCAACACGAUGGAGCCACAGGAGUUGUUUGCUGAUGAGAGCUAAAACAUCAGUGGAAACGGAUAUGCUGGCGAAUGAUUCUGUAGGCACCGAUGCUGUUGAUGAUAAGGAUUUCGGAGUUGUUUGCAUGCACCACGUUGGAAUACUAUGUGAAAACCUUGAGAGGUCAUUAGACUUUUACCAGAAUAUUCUUGGACUAGAAAUAAAUGAGGCAAGACCACAUGAAAAGCUUCCCUACAGAGGUGCUUGGUUGUGGGUGGGUUCUGAAAUGAUACAUCUUAUGGAGCUUCCAAAUCCAGAUCCCUUUACCGGCCGACCUGAGCAUGGGGGCAGAGAUCGUCAUACCUGCAUAGCAAUUCGCGAUGUGUCUAAGCUGAAAGCUAUUCUUGAUAAAGCUGGCAUUCCCUACACCCUUAGUCGCUCUGGGAGACCAGCCAUUUUCACUCGAGACCCUGAUACUAAUGCACUAGAAUUUACUCAAGUUGAUGCUUGACAGGAUCUGGACUGCUUGCUCUCCAAUUUGCAAUCCUUAUAUUGUUAAAUAUACAGCUAUUGUGAAUAUACAUAUAGGGGAUAUUCAACAAGUAGAAUCAAUAGCUCUUUGAAGCACUUCAGCUAUUAGUGGUUAUGGCUUAUCAAUCCCCACAAAUGUCAUGUGCUAUUUAUAUGAUUUGAACAUCUGUGGUUAAUACAAUUUUCGCGAAUAAGCGUUCUGUUUACUCAUAUUUAAAUAA